AUGGAAGAUUUUGGAAGCGCUCUCGACAUGCCUUCACCUUCCAACUCACUAUAUUACGUGUAUGGGGACGGAGAACACUACUCCUCUGGCUCACAAAGCCCCAGCAACUCGACCUACGACAUGGCGUCCACGGCAGAUCUCACUAGCUUUGCCAGCGUGUACCCAAAUACGGAACACGAGGAGGAGUCAGGACCGCAGGAUCAACAACAAAAGCCAGCAGCCAAGAGAAAACGCGAGAACCGCUACAAGAAUGCCCCUCCCUCCGUCUUGUCGAGGCGUCGAGCACAGAACCGUGCUUCACAGAGGGCUUACCGGGAGCGGAAGGAUCAGAGAAUCAAGGACCUUGAGCAGAUGCUCAAUGAUGCCAAGCAGCGGAACGAUGUUCUCAACCAGGCCUACGCAGCGCUCCAUGCUGAAUAUGUCUCCCUCAGACGGUCUCGGCUCGAAGACCAGCAAUACCACCACCAGCAACCCGAUUUGACAUAUGGUAACUCGCAUCACGGCAUGGGAUUGGAGGCGACAGGAACCGAGGGACUGGAUAUGGAGUUGUUUGUCUAUCCGGAUCUAAAUCCAGGAUAUUCGCUCAACUGA
Podospora anserina S mat+ is the source of this 591-nucleotide messenger RNA. RefSeq lists its product as uncharacterized. Gene Ontology annotation, cellular component: RNA polymerase II transcription regulator complex. The transcript is spliced from 3 exons. The coding region runs from base 1 to 591 and encodes 196 amino acids. NCBI's taxonomy places the organism in Eukaryota, Fungi, Ascomycota, Sordariomycetes, Sordariales, Podosporaceae. The record is from RefSeq and is a predicted model, not a curated record. Gene Ontology annotation, molecular function: transcription cis-regulatory region binding; DNA-binding transcription activator activity, RNA polymerase II-specific.